Molecule: messenger RNA, 1210 nt
Organism: Nannospalax galili (Upper Galilee mountains blind mole rat)
Lineage: Eukaryota; Metazoa; Chordata; Mammalia; Rodentia; Spalacidae
Product: glutathione S-transferase Mu 2-like
Exons: 8
Coding region: 101-757 (218 amino acids)
Biological process (GO): glutathione metabolic process
Molecular function (GO): glutathione transferase activity
Source: RefSeq, a predicted model, not a curated record
GGGCUCACCUAGUCUCCACUACUUCCCUCGAAGUGCACAAGGGUAAAGUUCCUGCUUUGCUCCGCUGAGGCCCGCCAACACCAUCGCAAGCACCAGCACCAUGCCCAUGACACUAGGUUAUUGGGACAUCCGUGGGUUGUGUCACGCCAUCCGCCUGCUCCUGGAAUACACAGACACAAGCUAUGAGGAGAAGAGAUACACCAUAGGGGACGCUCCUGACUAUGACAGAAGCCAGUGGCUGAGUGAGAAAUUCAAGCUGGGCCUGGAUUUUCCCAAUCUGCCCUACUUAAUUGAUGGGCCAACCAAGAUCACCCAGAGCAACGCCAUCCUGCACUACAUCGCCCGAAAGCACAACAUGUGUGGGGAGACAGAAGAGGAGAAGAUCCGUGUGGACAUUUUGGAGAACCAUGUCAUGGAUACCCGCCUGCAGUUUGUCAUGGUCUGCUACAGCUCUGACUUUGAGAAACAGAAGCUGGAGUACUUACAGGGCCUCCCUGAGAAGAUGAAGCUCUACUCCAAGUUCCUGGGGAAACGGCCAUGGUUUGCAGGGGACAAGAUCACUUUUGUGGAUUUCCUGGUUUAUGAUAUUCUUGACCAGCAACGCCUGUUUGAACCCAAGUGCCUGGAUGCCUUCCCAAACCUGAAGGACUUCAUGGCCCAUUUUGAGGGACUGAAGAAGAUCUCUGCCUACAUGAAAUCCAGCCGCUUCCUUCCAAGCCCUGUGUAUUUGAAGAAGGCUCUAUGGGGUAACAAGUAGGACCCUCUGAUGCCAAGACUGGGAGGAGGACUCUGUGGCUGUGCUUGCUCAUCCUUGGCCUGGGGGAGCAGCUUGGUCCCUGCACCCCUCAUCAGUCUUCUUAUUCCGUCCCCUUCUAAUCCCUUCUCCUCUGAGAGGCCUUAGCAACCCCUCUCUUCUACUUAACCUCUCUCCCAACCGAGCCUUCAGUGGAAGUCCCUCCUUCUCCUUCCUUGCCCUGCUUCUGAAUCCAUGCAGCCCUUGGCUAUGCUGGAGGUGAGGGUGAGAUGUUCUCAACUCUGUGUUCGUCAGCACCACCAGAGAGAAUAAUCCUGCCUAUGUGUGGAUACCAGUCUUCAGUGUGGAGCUGCCCAGAAUUGCCAAAAAGACUAGUGCCCCGGGGUUCAGACCCUGGUUUCUAGUAUGGAACUGUGUUUCCCUGUCUCAUCUCCAGUAAAGUUUGAACCACACUUG